Molecule: messenger RNA, 2130 nt
Organism: Pyrenophora tritici-repentis Pt-1C-BFP
Lineage: Eukaryota; Fungi; Ascomycota; Dothideomycetes; Pleosporales; Pleosporaceae
Source: RefSeq, a predicted model, not a curated record
AUGGCGAUGCAGCAAAACGACAAGCCCUUGGGCAUCAUCCUUACUUGGAAAAUCCUACAAUUUGUCAGACAGCUUCGUCGACGUGUGAAGCCGCGUGUUCUCGAUGGCUCAAUCACCGGAGAUCAUCUUGGCAUCAAGUUUGCACCGAAAGUCCGAAGUCUAUCCAGAAGAUUGACUCUGAUCGGCGUCCGGGGUGCGAAGCAUUCACAACGGCAUGCCCACGGCAUCCUUGGUCAGCAAAAAGGUCGGGAGCCCUGGCGAUCGCCGCGCAAGCUGCAGACGCUCGACUCGGCUGCUCCCGCUAAUCGAAACUUGGCUGGGGAUAAGGUGCAACAUGUGCUUCGAUCGCUCGACAGCAAGCGGCAUGCUACCAGAACGGCGUUUUCAUCUAUCGCGGCUAAUGACAAACUCUUCAUCAAACACGGUAAUACGCGAAUUGCUGAGGCAUGUACCUUGAACGAAACCAUUCAGCUUCUAGUCGACGCCCACGACGCCAUCAACGUCCUGUCUGAAUGUCGCUUGCGGCAUGGUGACGAAUGGCUCUUGGCACAGGGUCUCGAAGCCGGUUUGGUGCUUGACGAGAAGUUUGUCGCCAACUAUGAGCAUUUGUUGCUGCGGUUGCAAGCUGAGCUCAUCGAGGCUUUGGCCCGCAAAGUGCUCGAGGAGCUACUCCGCGGUGGGCACGACAAGAAGCAGCACAAAUUGUUGACCUGGUUCACCGAGUUUGCUGAAAAGCCGCAAGCUCUCAGCACGUCAUUUCCCUGGACUAUCAAGCCGUCGCUAGCGGUACUAUGGGGAGUUUGUUGGAUGUUUUAUGAGGGCGCGGUUAACAGCAAGGGCCGCAUACCGUUGGAUGCCGUAUUGCAAAACAUCAGCUUACAGUGGGAUACUGGGGCAUCAUCAGACUACGUCAGCCUCGGCCGCGAGCUUAUUGGCCAACAGACGCGGCAGGCCUCACAUGCGCCGAACGCACAUGUGGGCCCUGAACAUGAUGUGUUCCAGGCACGAAACACGGAUACCUGGGGGUCCGAUCUCAUUUCGAAUGGUCUUACCAGUAGGCUGCCGACGGUCGUGGUUAGUCAGGCUGAGCCAAGGGCGAAGCCAUCGCCGCUUCUAAUCAGCAUGGGCGGUCCUCAAUCUCCACUAAGGUCCCCAACUUCUGCUGAACACGUUUCCGCUUUCACAAGCCCUUCAAGAAUCCACAGCAGGCUUCACAGCAGAGGACUUUCCAUCGACUCUUCGCAGGACGGUGACGACGAUGCUUCGCUACGAAAGAACCACAGCUUCAAGCGCGCCGAGGAACCGCCGCGUAACGAGGAGGGCAAGAUGAUCUGCAAAUACCAGGAAUGUCUUGGAACAUCAUUCGACCGCAAAUGUGAAUGGAGCAAACACAUGGACAAGCAUGACCGACCUUACAAGUGCAACGUCAAGGGCUGCGAGAAACUCCAAGGUUUUACCUACAGCGGCGGCCUUUUGCGUCACGAACGCGAAGUCCACAAGAUGCACGGCGGCACCAACAAAUCCCUUUUCUGCCCCUUCCACGACUGCAAACGCAGCUCAGGCGCAGGCUUCACGCGUAAGGAAAACCUCGCCGAGCACAUCCGCCGCGUCCACCGCCGAACCUCCAUGUCAGCGGACUUGCACGGCCUCGUCAUCCGACGAGACAUGCUCCGCCGCGAGCGCGACGGCUCUCCCAUUCCAGAGUCGCACGUCCCAGAGGCCCGCUUCAACCGCGCCAUGAGCUUCCAGCAACAUCGCGACGUCGACGACGACAUGAUGAUGAAGCGUAAGCGUCUGGGUUCAGAGGCCUUUUCCGACCGUGCCGACGAUGAAAUGCGCUCUGAGAUUAAGCGUCUGAGGCAUGAGAAUGAGGAGAAGGACUCGAGGCUACGGCAGCUGGAGCAGGCGGUUAUGGCGCUGCAGCAGAGUCGUAGGUGAUGAUUUGCAUCACCUAAUUUCUUUCUCUUUUUUCACGGUCGCAUCUCACGGAGAUCAGGAGUAACGGUAAUAUUUUGGUGAUUUUUACAACAGCAUGCACAUUUACAGCUGCUCAAUCUGGGUUCCUCACCUCCUAUAUUCUUUUCUUUUUGUCUCAUAGUAUUGUAAAGCUCAUAACACCCACUCACUGUA